AGUGAUUGUAUAACUCACACACAUUUGUUAUUGUUGAUUUUUUUUGUGAUGACAUCAAAUUAAAAAAAAUUAUUUAUUUUUUAAAUUAAUUUAAUUACAUCGGAAAAAAACAAAAAACUUUAAAAAAUGUUAGAGUUCUGCCAGAAAAAACACAUGUUACUCGGCCUUGGCCUAUUAGUUACCACAACAAUUGUAGUGUUAAUACUGGAAUCCCGGUUGGCCACCACCGGACCAAUGCGUCGCGGAAAGUCACAACAGUUUGUUAUCGAAAACAAUUCAACCUGCUGGAAACGUGAGGAAUAUACGGUGAUACAGGAAUGUCAUAAAUGUUCAGACUUUGAUAUUGUCAGCCGAAGCUUAGGUGUUUGCAUACAUACAAAAUACAAGGAGGUACUGAGAUGCAAAAGCGGUGAAAUUGUUACCAAAAGUUGUGACCGAGUGGCCUUGAUCGAUCAACGACAUUUCAUACAAUUCGAGGUGUGGUGCUUUGUUAUUGGCAUUAUAAGUUAUUUAAUAUCAUAUGCCCGUGAUCGUGUAUUAUCGAGGAGGACCCAUCAAAAGCUCGAACGACAAUUAAAUCGUGUAACGUAGAUGACGACUCAUUAUUUAAGACGAUAUUUAAAUUAGUUUUAAAAUAAACUUAAUUUUAAUCAAAUACUGA
Molecule: messenger RNA, 661 nt
Organism: Lucilia sericata (common green bottle fly)
Lineage: Eukaryota; Metazoa; Arthropoda; Insecta; Diptera; Calliphoridae
Gene: JTBR
Product: protein JTB
Exons: 1
Coding region: 127-591 (154 amino acids)
Biological process (GO): mitotic cytokinesis
Cellular component (GO): centrosome; midbody; cytoplasm
Source: RefSeq, a predicted model, not a curated record